This is a messenger RNA of Enterobius vermicularis (human pinworm), 188 nucleotides long. NCBI's taxonomy places the organism in Eukaryota, Metazoa, Nematoda, Chromadorea, Rhabditida, Oxyuridae. The record is from the annotation of a GenBank genome assembly.
AUGAAAAAGUAUGAUGAUCUGGAAACGCGUGAAUUUCACUGGAAUCAAUCUCUGGAAGAAUUUGAGACAAACAUUGGAGCAUCACUUCCUGAAGUUGAAUCGUCCUGGACAUUCUCAAUGGCACUUCUGUAUGCCGGAACAAUUUAUACCACUAUUGGUAAGAACAAUUUAAGUCCAUCAAUUUGAAA